This is a messenger RNA of Gilbertella persicaria, 3475 nucleotides long. Its product is annotated as kinase-like domain-containing protein. Gene Ontology annotation, biological process: signal transduction; protein phosphorylation. Gene Ontology annotation, molecular function: ATP binding; protein serine/threonine kinase activity. Lineage: Eukaryota; Fungi; Mucoromycota; Mucoromycetes; Mucorales; Choanephoraceae. The transcript has 7 exons. The record is from RefSeq and is a predicted model, not a curated record. The coding region runs from base 199 to 3402 and encodes 1067 amino acids.
CAACAGUCGACUCUUGUAAGAGAAAGUUUAUUUUUCUCUCCCUUUUUUUUUGUCUAUAUACUUUGUUUGGAACUCAUCUAGUUCAUCUGUACAAACACUUCCUCAUCCCACACACACAUACAAAGAGAGAAAGAGAGAGAAAGUAGAGGGGCACACUUUUUUAAUCCCUACACACACUGCAGCAAAUAAAUAUCCAAUAUGACGAUUGCAGAAUUAGAAGCUAAAAUUGAGCAUAGCAGAACUAUGCGUGACAAGUUCAUUCAAAUGAGACCUUUGUUAAAGGAUCGAAAUGUGAUUUCAGACUGUGAAACUCAGAUCAAAGAAUAUCAAAAGUAUAUUGACUACUUUACUGAAGAACUGCAUCGACUCCAGACUAGAGGAAGUGAUGAACCAAGUCCUGUUCAACAACAGCAGUCAUUGCAAGUCAGAUCCGAGCAUCCUCCAAGAACAAGUUCUAUGACAGCAAAUAGCUCUGAACCACCUACUGUGAUUGCCCAAACACAAAAGGGAAAUAACAAGAAGAAAUACUCUAAUUUGGAUCUAUUAAUGUCAGAAACCCCAUAUAACAAGCCAAAAGUCUCACUUAAGCUGCAUGAACUCGAAUAUAAGCUUGAUGUUGAAAAAACCGUAUUGAAGGGUAUUAGGGGUAUGGUUGAUGUACUAGAACGUACUCCUUCAACAGAUCGAAAGAGCCGCACAGAAGUACACGAUAAAAUGUCAGAGAGUCAAGAAAAACUUACCUUAUUGAAUUCUGCCUUAAGGAAAUACAAGAGUUUGUAUAUUGGUGAGGGUGGCGAUGAAGAUGAUUAUGAAUUGGAAACACCCCCUUCUGCUCGUUUACCUCCUGGCUUUCGUAGACCUGUUACUGGUAAAUUACAGCUUGAGAUUUUAGAAGCCAUGGAACUCGCCCAUGCACCCACACGUAUGAUUCGCUCUCCUGCCACGGUUGUGAUGGUCAAGAUCGAUAACCAAAUCGUCUUUCGCUCAAGACCCGCUCGUAAUGAUAAAUGGAACGAAUUAUGUGAAACACAUGUGAACAAAGCCUCUGAAAUUGAAAUUAGUGUCUAUGAUCAAUCUCCUGAAAAGUCUUUGCCUAUUGGUUUCUUUUGGCUUAAGAUCACAGAUAUCACUGAAGGUCUUCGUAAGCGCAAAAUGCCUCAAUCCCAAUGGAUGUUGGCUGAAGACGCACAGAAGCUUCGUCAUGAUACUGAUGGCAAUUCCAUCAUGGAGAGAGAAGACAGCAGUGCUGCCCUUCAACCUAUCCCCCCUGUUCAGGUAAAUCAGAAUGAAGGCGGUAUUGAGGCUUGGUUUGAUGUUGAGCCUGUUGGUAAAUUGGCACUUCGAUUGAACUUUGUUCGUGCAGAAGGCAACCGACGUCCUAUGGACAAAUUGGGUCGUGCUGGUGCUGUGCGCCAACGUCGUGAAGAAGUGGUUGAAGUCAACGGUCACGGCUUUGUUGAGAACAGAUUCUAUAAUGUCAUGAAGUGUGCUCUCUGUCAAGAAUUCUUUGUUAACAGCGGUUAUCAAUGUGAAGACUGUGAAUACACUUGUCAUAAGAAAUGUUCUAGCAAAGUGGUUACUAAAUGUCCCAAGAACUCAACUGACAAUGACUCUGAUGAAGAUAAACUCAACCACAAAAUUCCUCAUCGCUUUGAACCCAUUACUAAUAUUGGUGCCAAUUGGUGCUGUCACUGUGGUUAUAUGUUGCCUUUGGGCUCUCGUGGUUCUAAGCGAUGCUCAGAAUGUGAUAUUACAGCCCAUACACGAUGUGAGAACUAUGUUCCUGAUUUCUGUGGUUUAAGUAUGGAAAUGGCAAACCAAAUGCUUGCUGAAAUCAAGGCUGCUGCUAAACGCAAGACUCAUGAGACAAAGGGCAACCGCACAUCUAAGCAAGAAACAACAGCACAAGAAGCACCUUUACCUGCUUUACCCCAAGCAGAAGAACAAUCGUCUGUAGAAGAGGAACUUAGUUUGCAACUUUCAUCUUCUGUUAGUUUGACCCCUCAAACACCUCAAAAGAGCCCUGUGAUUGUGCCUCAAACACCACCCAACAUGUAUAGUCAACCACAACCUCAACCACAAUCACCUCAACAACCUUAUUAUUCCCCUAACAAUGCUACCAUGAGUAUGCCCCAACCUAACAGAAUUUAUCCUCCACAAGGAUCUCCACAACAACAGCGCCCACCUAGUUUACCCGCUCAUCAACAACCUGUCUAUGGUUACAACAAUGCCCCUAUGAAUGUAGAUCCUAGAUACCAACAACAGCAACAACAAAUGUAUUAUCAACAACAACAACAACAACAACAACAACAACAACAACAGACUAGACCUCAACAACCUUAUCCAUACCAACCCCAACAUCCUCAAAUGAUGGGCAUGAUGCAUCAACGACCCAAGGUUGCUUUGGAUAGUUUCAGUUUCUUGGCUGUACUUGGUAAAGGUAACUUUGGUAAGGUUAUGUUGGCUGAAGAAAAGUAUGACAAGAAAUUAUAUGCUAUCAAGAUGUUGAAGAAGCGGUUCAUUAUUGAUAAUGAUGAAAUUGAAAGUCUCCGUUCUGAGAAACGUGUCUUCCAAGCUGCUAAUCGUGAACGCCAUCCUUUCUUGAUCAAUUUGCACAGUACUUUUCAAACUGAGACCCGUGUUUACUUUGUUAUGGAGUAUGUUAAUGGUGGUGAUUUAAUGUGGCAUAUUCAACGUGGUCAAUUCUCUGAGAGAAGAGCUAAAUUUUAUGCUUGUGAAGUCCUUUUGGCACUUGAAUACUUCCACAGCCAAGGAAUCAUUUAUCGUGAUUUGAAAUUAGAUAACAUAAUGUUGGGUCUAGAUGGUCACAUCAAAAUGGCUGAUUAUGGUUUGUGUAAGGAAAAUAUGGGUUACGGCAAGACAACAGGUACUUUUUGUGGUACACCUGAGUUCAUGGCUCCUGAAAUUUUGCGUGAACAAAACUAUGGUCGUGCUGUUGAUUGGUGGGCUUAUGGUGUUUUGAUCUACGAAAUGCUGCUAGGUCAAUCUCCUUUCCGUGGCGAAGAUGAAGACGAAAUCUUUGAUGCUAUCUUGGAAGAUGAUAUUCUUUAUCCUAUCAACAUGUCUAGUGAUUCUAUCUCUAUCUGCCAACAAUUACUACAACGUGAACCUACACAAAGAUUAGGUGCUGGCCCUGACGACGCUGCCCCCAUUAAGCUCCAUCCUUUCUUCCGUGGUGUUAACUGGGAAGAUAUGCUGGCAAAGCGUGUUCCUCCUCCCUUUUACCCCACUAUCUCUGGUCGUCUGGAUACUUCCAACUUUGAUGAAGAAUUCACUAAUGAAGUUCCCGCAUUAACGCCUAUGGAUUCCAACUUGAACCGUAUUGAACAACAAGAAUUCACAAACUUUUCUUAUGCUGCUGAUUGGGUUAUUUCUACUUAAUUAUAUUGUAAAAAAAAAAAUACUCCAAAAAUAAAUUAUAGCUUGUCUUCUACAUUAGAUGAUCUCUUGAUCC